Messenger RNA from Helianthus annuus (common sunflower), 1674 nucleotides. RefSeq names its product dnaJ homolog subfamily B member 13. Gene Ontology annotation, cellular component: cytosol. Bases 153 to 1217 code for a protein of 354 amino acids. The record is from RefSeq and is a predicted model, not a curated record. The transcript is spliced from 2 exons. NCBI's taxonomy places the organism in Eukaryota, Viridiplantae, Streptophyta, Magnoliopsida, Asterales, Asteraceae. Gene Ontology annotation, molecular function: protein-folding chaperone binding.
UAAUAAUAUAUCCAACGUGUGAACCCACGAACAACCGUCACACCACCACCACUCCUCCUCCUUGAAUAGACAGACACCAACCUGUCUUCUUCUUCUUCAACAAAACCCCAAAAUCCCCCUUUUUUUUCCCGGCCACUAACAAACCACCACCGAUGGGGAUCGAUUACUACAACAUCCUCAAAGUCAACCGUAACGCCAGCGUCGAAGACCUCAAAAAAGCCUAUCGUCGUCUCGCCAUGAUCUGGCAUCCCGAUAAAAACCUCAACAAGAACAAAUCCGAAGCAGAAGCAAAAUUCAAACAGAUUUCCGAAGCUUACGAUGUCCUCAGCGACCCUCAGAAGCGCCAGAUCUACGAUCUCUACGGAGAAGAAGCGUUAAAGUCCGGUCAAGUUCCUCCGCCGCCGCCGUCGUCCUCCGGCCGCAGUUACUACGCCGGAAACCACCACUACAAUAAUAGCACUCAUAGUAACAACAACAACAACAACAAUAAUCAUAAUAGUAAUGGUCACCAGCAUCCGAACCCUAAUUUUAGGUUUAACCCUAGGGAUGCAGAUGAUAUAUAUGCGGAGUUGUUUGGUGGAGAUGCUGCUGCUGGUGGUGGUAGUAGUGGGAGGGGGUUUAAGGAGGGGUAUUUUAGGAAUGUGAAUGGUGGAGAGAGUUCUUCCGGGAAGAAGGCUCCUGCUUUAGAGAAUGUGUUGAAUUGUAGCUUGGUUGAUCUUUAUAAGGGUGCUAAGAAGAAGAUUAAGAUCUCCAGAACGGUUCUUGAUUCGUCCGGUAGGAUUCGGACCGUGGAGGAGAUCUUAACCAUUGACAUAAAACCUGGAUGGAAAAAGGGCACAAAAAUUACUUUCCCGGAAAAGGGUAAUCAAGAACCCGGUGUGAUAGCAGCUGACAUAAUAUUUGUAGUAGAUGAAAAACCGCAUGACGUUUUCACAAGGGAAGGUAAUGAUUUAGUGGUGAAUCAAGAAAUAUCACUAUUGGAAGCUCUCACCGGGAAGACCAUUGAACUCACAACUCUUGAUGGAAGACAUCUAGCGAUUCCAGUGACGGAAAUGGUGAAACCGGGAGAUGAACUAACGGUUCCUAAUGAAGGAAUGCCAAUUUCUAAAGACCCUAGAAAGAAAGGAAACUUGAGGAUCAAGUUUGAUGUCAGAUACCCAUCAAGGCUUACUGCUGAACAGAAAUCUGAUUUGAGGAGAGUUUUGGGUGGAAGCUGAUAAUUUAGGUAUUUCGAUUUCUUUUUUGAAAGUCAAAAUCAGGUUUAAAAAAAAAACCCAUGUCAAAAUCUUGUAUAUGAUUCAGUUUGGAGCAUGGUUUUUUUUUUUUUUUUUCGUUUUUGGGAUUUCAGGGGUUGUUUAUGUGGGAGAGUAAACUAUUGAGGCCAUUGGUUUCACUCACAUCACCCGUUGGUGUUUCUUGAUACUUGUCUCAUAUUUAUGAACUGUAACUGGCAGGGUCUGUAGUAGGAUUUUUUUUUUUUUUUCGUUUUACAUGGCACUUUUAUAUAUUCUUUUUCCUGGUUUUAUACUGAUUUUGCGAAAUCGAAGCUGCAAAAAGACGAAACUCUCUCUGGAUACUGGGCUGUGGAGCAAGCCCCCCUCUUAAUUUUGUUUUUUGAUAUAUAGUUAAUUUUGUUUAUUUGUUCAUUUAUCUAAGUUAAACAAUUAUUGAAAA